AUGGCCGCCCUCCGCAUCCGCACCCCAACCCUCCAAACCCUCCUCACCACCCGCGCCAUCCCAACCAUCCCUCGCCGCGCCUUCCACCCCCAACCCUUCAACAACACCUUCUCCACCACCCACAUCGCCCGCAACACCAGCACCAGCACCAACGCCAACGCCAACGCCAACGCCAACGCUAACGGAACCUCCACCUUCUCCCUCAAAACCCUCGUGCCCAACCCGCGCACGCGUCAGGCUGUCAUUGCGGGACUGGUGCUGAUGACGGGGGUGGAGACGUACAUGUUUGUGCAGUACUGGCCGCGGAUUAAGGGGUGGGUUGGGUUUGGAGAGGGGAGGAAGCAGUGA
Molecule: messenger RNA, 348 nt
Organism: Dichotomopilus funicola
Lineage: Eukaryota; Fungi; Ascomycota; Sordariomycetes; Sordariales; Chaetomiaceae
Exons: 1
Coding region: 1-348 (115 amino acids)
Source: RefSeq, a predicted model, not a curated record